This is a messenger RNA of Argentina anserina (silverweed cinquefoil), 2707 nucleotides long. Its product is annotated as ATP-dependent zinc metalloprotease FTSH 10, mitochondrial-like. Gene Ontology annotation, cellular component: chloroplast thylakoid membrane; m-AAA complex. The record is from RefSeq and is a predicted model, not a curated record. Gene Ontology annotation, molecular function: ATP binding; zinc ion binding; ATP-dependent peptidase activity. Gene Ontology annotation, biological process: mitochondrial protein processing. Lineage: Eukaryota; Viridiplantae; Streptophyta; Magnoliopsida; Rosales; Rosaceae. The transcript is spliced from 8 exons. The coding region runs from base 124 to 2577 and encodes 817 amino acids.
UAACAACCCCGAUUCUCUCUCUCAGAAUCUCGCAGCUGAAAACCAACAAAACGGCGCCGUAACCUUUUAGGGUUUCAAAAUAACCGCCGUCUAUCUAUCUAUCUAUCUAUCUCUCUCUCCACGAUGAUUUUCUCCAGCGGCGGACGCCUCCUCUCUCGCUCGGCUGGUUCCGCAAUCCAAAAGAAUGUGAUUUCGGUUGGCUAUAACGGAAGAGCUGCGAUUCGGCACGAGCUGACGGCGCCGCUCGUCGGUAAUGCUGGCAUUUCCGGCGGGUUAGGGUUUUUCAGAGGUUUUUUAACUUAUAAUGGAGCUGGUGCUGUUAAGCAGCUCGUUUCGAAUACCUACUUGUCCAAUUUGAAAUCGGUUCUUGCAAACCCUAGCGUCCGCCGCCUCUUCUCAUCGGAAAGGCCGGGAAGGAAGAAUUACGAGAAUUAUUAUCCCAAAGAUAAUAAGAAAGUUCCGAAAGCGAGUGAACAGAAAUCAGGGUCGAAAGGAGGUGGUGGUGAACAGGGGAGUUCACAGGGAGAUUUUUCGAAGCAGAUUCAAGAUUUGACAGCUCCUUUAUUGUUCAUGGGAUUUAUUUUCAUGUCGUUGUUGCUUACUCCACAGAAGAACAAGCAGAUAAGUUUCCAAGAGUUUAAAAACAAGCUACUUGAACCUGGGUUGGUGGAUCACAUUGAAGUGGCAAAUAAAUCAGUUGCUAAAGUGUUUGUAAGGAGCUCCCCACACAUUAAAGAUGAAACUAGUGAUGUAUCUGUACAGGGACCUGCGAACAAUUCUCCUUCCGGAGAAAAUAAGAGCCAGUACAAGUUCUAUUUUAACAUCGGAAGUAUUGACUCCUUUGAGGAAAAAUUGGAGGAAGCCCAAGAAGCUAUAGGGGUUGACCGUCAUGAUUUUGUGCCUGUAAUUUAUGUCGCACAAGUCAAUUGGCUUGGAGAGGUGAUGAAGUAUGCUCCAACAGUGUUGCUUCUGGGAGCUCUUUGGUUCAUGGGGAAAAAUUUGCCUGGUAUUGGUGGCACAGGUGGAAAAGGUGGGAGAGGAAUAUUCAACAUAGGAAAAGCACAGAUCACAAAAGUGGAUAAGAAUGCCAAAAAUAAGGUUUUCUUUAAAGAUGUAGCUGGCUGUGAUGAGGCUAAGCAAGAAAUCAUGGAGUUUGUGCACUUUCUCAAGAACCCAAAGAAGUAUGAGGAAUUGGGAGCAAAAAUUCCAAAAGGCGCCCUUCUUGUUGGUCCUCCAGGGACUGGAAAAACUCUUAUUGCAAAGGCAACUGCAGGUGAAUCCGGGGUGCCAUUUCUAUCUAUGGCUGGUUCGGAUUUUAUGGAAAUGUUUGUUGGUGUCGGGCCAUCUAGGGUUCGGAGUUUAUUUCAAGAGGCUCUACAAUGUGCACCCAGUAUAAUAUUUAUUGAUGAGAUUGAUGCAAUUGGCCGGGCAAGAGGCCGUGGAGGCUUUUCAGGUGGCAAUGAUGAGCGAGAAAGUACUCUCAAUCAGUUGCUUGUUGAAAUGGAUGGAUUUGGAACAACUUCUGGAAUCGUUGUACUUGCUGGGACAAAUAGGCCUGAUAUUCUGGAUAAAGCACUCUUGAGGCCUGGUCGGUUUGACCGACAAAUUACCAUCGAUAAACCAGACAUUAAAGGUCGUAACCAGAUCUUUCAGAUAUAUCUGAAAAAGCUCAAACUGGAUCGUGAACCAUCCCAUUACUCAGAGAGACUUGCUGCUCUGACUCCUGGAUUUGCUGGAGCAGAUAUAGCAAAUGUCUGCAAUGAAGCUGCCUUAAUUGCUGCAAGGAAUGAGAGUGCAAAAAUCACAAUGCAACAUUUUGAGGCAGCUAUUGAUCGGGUAAUUGGCGGUCUUGAAAAGAAGAAUAAGGUAAUAAGCAAGCUGGAAAGACGGACUGUUGCUUACCAUGAAGCUGGCCAUGCUGUGGCUGGUUGGUUCUUGGAACAUGCGGAACCUUUGCUCAAAGUAACUAUUGUUCCACGUGGCACUGCUGCACUGGGGUUUGCUCAGUAUGUUCCAAAUGAAAAUCUGCUUAUGACCAAAGAACAGCUUUUUGAUAUGACAUGCAUGACCCUUGGUGGUCGAGCUUCUGAGCAGGUUAUGUUGGGGAAGAUAUCAACUGGAGCGCAGAAUGACUUGGAGAAAGUGACCAAAAUGACAUAUGCCCAAGUUGCAGUAUAUGGCUUCAGCGACAAAGUGGGGCUUCUUUCUUUUCCUCAAAAUAAUGAAUUUGAGAUGAUGAAGCCUUACAGUAACAAGACUGGUGCAAUCAUCGACAGUGAAGUUAGAGAAUGGGUAUCCAAAGCGUAUACCCGCACUGUUGAGCUGAUAGAGGAGCACAAGGAGCAUGUAGGACGGGUUGCAGAGCUGCUGCUGGAAAAAGAGGUCCUACACCAAGAAGACUUGAUUACAGUUUUGGGAGAGCGCCCAUGGAAAACGGAGGAGCCCACGAAUUAUGAUAGGUUUAAGCAAGGGUUCCAAGAAGAAGAGAAGGAGGCUAAAGAGACGAAGACUGAGGGUAAGAUUGUGAACAAUGAUGGUCCUUCACCACCUCUUCAACCAGAUACCGUGCCUGCUUAGUGAUUGAUUCCUUACGGAGUAUGGUUAUGUUCAUACGAAAAGAAGUUAUGUACCUUCAAAGGCUGCCUCUUUAUUCUAACCAGUUGUAGAAGUCUUGUAUAUAUGCAAAGGUGUCGUUUAUUUAUGGUUC